This is a messenger RNA of Mesorhabditis belari, 276 nucleotides long. The record is from the annotation of a GenBank genome assembly. NCBI's taxonomy places the organism in Eukaryota, Metazoa, Nematoda, Chromadorea, Rhabditida, Rhabditidae.
AUGCGACAAACGAUUGGGUCCUCUUCAUCUUUUCUUUUACAAAUUCUAAUUGCUUUGGUUCUACUCGCCAAUCUCGCUUCUGCCUUCUAUGUACCAUAUGCUGAGGACUAUUUCAUGAUGAACAAUCCGAUAAUGGAGAAACGAACCCUUGGGCCAUAUGGUGGGCCUCGACACGAGAAACGGGAAUUCAGUGCUGAUGAUUUGUCUCUUCGAUUCGGAAAACGAUCCGGACGGCUGGCUUUCAACCCAGAAGAUUUGCAUUUGAGAUUUGGAAAG